GGGCACGGCUUUGGCAACAUUACGGAAAAUCAGUUUGUGUUUGGAUCGCGUCGCGAAGAGUUCGUUCAGCGCUGCUGAGUGUGUUGGCUAAAAGCGAUUUGGUCAACUUUGUUUUGUGUGCAAUGCAAUCACAAUCAUAACAAUCACUAUAAGCCAAAGAAUUCGGAGUGCAUAUUUAACCCCCAAGAAAAAGGAUAAAGUGCGUGCUUAACUAGCAUUAAUUAUGUGAAAACAAUAGCAAUAGCAAAAUGCUUACUGUGAUUUAAAACUUACGAGUCGCAUUAAGAAAAGGGGUUUUAUGGAGCAAAGAACAAAGGAAAAGUUGCACGAAAAAUUCAGGCAAGAACGUUUAUGGCACAUCGCAGAUAUACGCAAAUUUAUGGCUGAAAAAAAAAAGAUAAAACUGCAUACAAUAAAUCAGAAACUCUAACGAAAGACACUCCGGUUAAACAGGGAAAUUAAAUAUGGAAUUCCGAGUGAAGUGAACGUUAAUUAUAUGAUUUCUGUGGAAGUGUUAUGUUGCUCUGAGAAGUUAAAAAUACAUCAAUUGACUUGAUAAAACUAUUGUUGUACAAAAUGUGGAUAAAACUUUAUGGGAUAUACUACGUGAUCUGGUCUCUGUGCUGGCUUAAAAAUGCCUCAUUUGGCGCCAUACUGGACUCACGUUGUUAUCUCGAGGGCGGUGGUUCAGCGGAAAGUUUCCUAGCCACCGAAGAUCUGGCGGUGGGCUCUAUAAUUGGAAAGUUAAGGAUAAAUGGAGAUCCCACUGCCGAGACGGGAGAUAUCAACCUGUCGCUGAGGGAGAAGAACGCCCCAGUUGAGAUUGUGGCCGGCACAAAGGAGCUGGCCCUGUCAGUGGAACUGGAUAAGGAGGGUCUGAGGGGUCCCUCGUCCAUCUACGUUAAUGUUAUCUGUAUAAGGCGGCACUCAACGGAUCCGAGCUUCGUCGUCCCUGUGAAUGUCCGCGUUACUGAUGUGAAUGAUAAUGCUCCCCAGUGGAUUGGCACUCCGUACACGCUGACCUUGUCGGAGGUGACCGUGCCUGGGACGCGAAUACUGCAAGGAGCUCGGGCCGAAGAUGCUGAUCAGCCGGGACCCUUCUCCACCGUGGAGUACCAGGUGCUGCCUGGUCCGUACUCGGAGUUUGUUCAGUUCCUAAAUCCCCUCGAAGGCACCCUGGUGCUGAAGAAGGCCCUCGACUAUGAGCAGCUGCAGAACUUUACCGUCAAGUUGCGGGCCCAGGAUCAGGGCACACCGCCACGCCACUCGGAUACUUUGCUCCGGGUGGUGAUCACAGACGCAGAUGAUCAGAAUCCAAGAUUUCAGCGGGAAUCCUAUACAGCGGAGCUGCCAGUGGAUGGAAGGCCCGGAGAGCUGCGCAUGCGUCCGGAGCCACUGAAGGCAGUGGAUCAGGAUGAAGGCAUCUGUGCGCCGAUCCAGUAUACGAUAGUUCAAUCCCAGGAUGCCAAAUACUUCCGGAUUCAUCCACACAACGGGGCGAUUAGCCUGCUGACUCCCAUCGGUUAUGCGGACGUGGCCAAUGGCGCCACUCUGGUGGUGAAGGCCACCCAGAUCGAUAACCCCGAUCGCUAUGCUCUAACCACCGUCCAGUUGACGCGGCCUGGUAGUCACAGUGACCUCAGCACCCUGGCCUUUGUCCAAAAGAGGUUUGUGAUGCGCAUUCGCGAGGACACGGCUGUGGGAAACCGGAUACUAGCCUUGCCGACCAACAAACCGGGCAAACAUUUAAAGUACACCAUUCCGGAUCCUGUAAACUCUCAGUUCUUCAGCGUGGGAUCUCUGGGGGAACUGGUCCUGGCCAAGCCACUCGACUACGAGAAGAUGACCAAACAUGAGUUCCAGGUUAUGGCCACCGAUGGAAUGACCAAUAGCACCGCUGAGCUCACGCUGGAUGUGAUCGACGUCAAUGAUUGGGAGCCGCGAUUCAGGGAGACACACUAUGAGUUCAUGGUGCCCAAGAGCCAGUCCCUACAGUCCCGAGCGGAUUCCUUCGAGGGCGUACUCAUCGGCAAGGUGGAGGCGGCGGAUGGCGAUCGCAACGAUAAGUUGGAGCUCUCACUGCGGGGCCAGCAUGCUGGCUUAUUCGAGAUCGAUGCCAGCGGCAAUAUCUUCAUGCGUCCGGAGCAGCUGCAGAGCCUUAACGAGUCUACGGUUCACUUGAUUGCCAUUGCCACGGACACGGGUGUGCCGCCCAGGAGCACCUCAGUCCCAGUAAGCGUGACUAUGGAGGGUCUGACCCUGGCCCAGUCCGGUUGGAAUAGCAGCAUGCUGGGCAUGUUCGGUAUGAUAGUGGGCCUCUUCCUAAUGAUCAUUGUGGCGCUCAGCUGCUACAUUGUGCGGUCCAAGAAGCAGGGCAAGAGUGCCUCCAGCGGUCUGGGUCUUGGCCGAAAUCGUGUGCACAGCCAGGCGCACAGCAGCGUGUCCUCGGCCAAUCUGGUCACCCACGAGAAGCUGGCCGGGAAUGGCAAUGGCAACGGCGCCAGCGUGACCAGCGGUGGAGUUUCCGUGCUGCACAUGAAACACGGCGGCAAUAUCACCAUGGCCAAUCCAAUGAACAAUGGCCUGCAUCAUGUGGCCAGUGGAGCCAGCAGUAGCAUGGCUCUCGGCAGCUCCGCCGCACUGCUGGAGAGGGAACGAGAGCGCGAGCGGGAUCGAGAGCGACAACGGGAGAGCUAUGCGGCCACAGUGCGCAGCAUCGUUUCGCGCGCCUCUGCCAACGGUCAGCUCUUCGAGGAGGAGGACGAGAUCGAGCACGACUCGCUGCAGACGGAUAAUAACAACCGGAAGGUGGCGGUUACCGGAGCGAUAAGUGGCGGCGGGGUCACCACCAUCACGACCACGUCGGCCAAUGCCAACGGCUCAAAUCUUCUAUCUGCCACCGAUGCCAUGGGCUCCUCGGAGAACAACUUGACGGUCUACUUCUAGAGCUGUGACAGUCAGCUAUCUGCUCGCGGAGUGCUUGUAAAUAUCGCUGCUAAGUCAGUUUAGGAUUAGGUUUAGGACCCCGCCCCCCCCGCGCACACGUGUAUUGUACAUUGAGUAGACCAAAUAUAGCAUUGUAAACAGAACCCAGCACACACCUUUGAUGAUCUAGGCUAAGUCCGAGCGAUUUCCAUUGUAAAGUUUUGCUUCCCCGAUUUUAUGUGGAUCGAUCCGAGUGCGUCCAAUAAAGUUUUCGAAU
Drosophila kikkawai is the source of this 3202-nucleotide messenger RNA. RefSeq names its product protocadherin Fat 4-like Cad96Ca (gene Cad96Cb). Gene Ontology annotation, cellular component: plasma membrane. Gene Ontology annotation, molecular function: calcium ion binding. The record is from RefSeq and is a predicted model, not a curated record. Lineage: Eukaryota; Metazoa; Arthropoda; Insecta; Diptera; Drosophilidae. Gene Ontology annotation, biological process: homophilic cell-cell adhesion.